This is a messenger RNA of Emys orbicularis (European pond turtle), 1707 nucleotides long. It is a transcript of the gene LCA5L, whose product is annotated as lebercilin LCA5 like. The record is from RefSeq and is a predicted model, not a curated record. NCBI's taxonomy places the organism in Eukaryota, Metazoa, Chordata, Testudines, Emydidae. Gene Ontology annotation, biological process: intraciliary transport. Gene Ontology annotation, cellular component: axoneme. The coding region runs from base 25 to 1707 and encodes 560 amino acids. The transcript has 6 exons.
UCAUUUUUAAGUACUCAGAAUAAUAUGAUUUCCCAGAAAAAAGAUGCUAUGGCUCAACGUAUAUUAUCUGCAAGACUUCACAAAAUUAAAGAGCUGAAAAAUGAACUGUCUGACCUCCAGCAUAAACUAGAAGCAUCAAACUUAGAAAACCAGCUUCUGAAACAGCUUCAGUAUCGGCACUUGAAAGCAAUAGGUAAAUAUGAAAAUGCGGAGAAUAACUUGCCUGAUCUUAUAGCAAAACAUUAUAGUGAGGUAAGAUCUCUAAGGGGACUCCUUAGGAAGUCUCAGGAACAGGAACGAAACACAUCCAGGAAGCUUAGAGAAGUUGAAGCAGAGCUGUUAAAGACUAAAGAUGCCUUGCAAGUAUUGCAGAAACUUUCAGAAGACACGAAUCUUGCAGAGAGAGGGGAACUUACUCAUAGAUUAUCAAUCCUUACAGAAAAAAUGGAAGCCAAUGAUAAGAGAAUACAGGGCUUAGAAAAACAGCUGAAGUUGAACAGUAGCAUCUUUAGUCGUCAAUUGGCAGCUGAAAAUAGAAAGACUGUAGCAGCUCGGACAAUCACAAAGAACUUGCAAAUGGAAAUUAAGUCUCUUCAACAAAAAAUUAAGGAAAAGGAACGAGAAGUUGGUAUAAAAAAUAUCUAUGCAAAUCGGAUGCUUAAAAGUCUACAGGACAAAGCUGACCCAGUACCUCGUGUUAGUUUAAGCAAAUCAGUACAAGUAAAUAAGCAGAAUUUUAAAUCAGCACAGGUUUCACAUCAUCAAAAUCAAGGAACAGUCAAGAGUGCAGCUGUAUGCCUAGAGGAGAAAAAAACAACUGAAGACAGAAAUAGAAAAGUAGAACCCUAUGAAGAUACAAAACAUAAGAUAGAAAUUGAACCAACCACGAAACCAUCAAAGCAAGAAACUUUUAAUAGAACAUGUAGAGAAUUUUUAAGUGAUGAAAUACAGCUCACGGAAGAAAAAACUCACUUUGAAUUUAUGGAAAGAAAGAAGAAAAAGAGAGAAGUGCAAGAAAGGAAAGCUGACUUACUGAAAGAAGAACUGGAGAAACUGAUGAAAGCAGGACAAACUCGACCUACAAAUGAUGUCCCAAUAAGGAAGAAUAAUCAGGAAAAAGUUAUAGCAGAAGAGAAUAAAAAGGAGGAAAGAAAAAGUAAACAACUAAGUGACAAAGGAGCAGCGGAUGAUAAAAGUGUAACUCCAACUCAGAAUAACAGAACACCCACUAGACUAAAAAAACAGUAUACAUUCACAGAAGCCACUGAAAACUUGCAUCAGGGGCUUCCUGCAUCAGGUCCAGUGUCCAACACAGGCAGCCUCCGCAAAAACAGACAAGCAGGUCGACACCAGAGUGAGACAGCUGAAUUGAAGGCAAGAAAUUCAUUUGGCAUAUAUGAGCCAUCAUUUGGUAAAGUUACCAAAACAAGGCAGAAAGAUGCAGAGGAUGGAAGCUAUGUUCGUACAACGCUAAUAGAGAGGAAAAACUCUCUUAUGGAAGAACUCUUUGGACCAAGCUAUGUCUUAAACAACCAUUCAACCCCUAACACAAAAGGGCUUGAUACAGAACAAACAAUUGUGGACAAUGAAAGGUUACAUAAUUAUACAAGUGACAUUUCAAACACUGAUACUGGUCUGCAAUGUGGAGAUUCUAAACUUACACUAGGAAAGUCUAAACUAACAACUUCAUCCUCAGACAUAAAAUAG